AUGGUGAGAAAAUCAGAUAGAGCGCAAGCAGAAUAUAAAGAAGUGGGAGAUUCCAUCCAGGAAGUCAAUUCCAGUGCGGACGAGAAAGAGGAGUUGAGCGCUUUCUUUGGAACCAAUGAUGCUACGGAUGAAAAACACAGUAGAAGUCCAAUACAUGCAGAAAAUGGACGCUCUCCUGAGUUAGGCCAGAAGCGUUCUCGCAAGAUAGUACAGCGUCUGUCGGAAACGUGGAACAAGGCUCAUGUCGCACAAGUGGAGCAGCGCGCUGAAGCUGUGAAGCAAAUAAACGCAAGUUUAGAGGCUGGCAGGGGCGUUGAGCUGGGGUCAAUUCCCCUUAUUGAGGCUUCAUUGCGAAAAACAAAACCUUUUAACCUUAAGCCUCUACAUUUUAUGAUCUACGGCAGAUAUGGGGCGGCUUCAGAAGUGCGCUCGAAUAUUCGGAAAUUUCGCGGAUUUGCUUUCCGAUCUGGAUCUUCUGAAUAUACCAAGAAGUUGUCAUCCAUCCAGCAGUGCGUGAUAGUAGAAAUAGUUUGUCCACUAACGUUUCUGAUGUAGCCAUUCCGUUCCACAAGCUCAUGACUCCACAUUUGUAUUUACUUACGCUCUCAUCUGUGAAGGCAAGCGCAAUUCACUAUUCACUAUAUGGUCUGUUUAUCGCCAUAUGCAACGCUUCUGCUUCAGUCGUCUCCAAUAUCUAGCUACCGGUUGUUUCGUUCGGCUACCGUCACUCUUUGCUAACUUAGCAGCAUCCUAGUCUGCAUCAAUGAAACAGUCGCAUUGCAAAGAUUGCCUUUUCCUUACCCUAGAUUUCUAAUUAUCUUUCGUUGUUAUUGUUCCGAAUUAUGCACCCGCAGGAUAUCAGUUUGUGGCACGUGUUAUUACCAGCACAAUCCGAACUACUUACAUAGAUACAUCAGCUACAAUCUUCAUACUUGUGUUACUCUUUCAUUUGCUUCUCGAUAUCUUCUACCCUUGUUUUCCCGCCAUUAUAUUUGUCAUGAGUGUUGACUCCUUUGCCAUCUCUGCUUAUUGGUCUAGAACCCUGCCAUUUUUCCCUCCAGUAGGGUUGAACCUUUACAUAUCCUUUGCUAUUUCUUCAUAAAACACUAACGUUACGUUGCUCUCCUUUUGGUUAGGCGCCAUUCUAACGAAAUUCGCGAAGUCCUUCGUUUGCUGCAUUUGGAAGUGAGCGGAACCAGGCAGGCAAUGAGCGAGCGUCUACUGGAAUUCCUGAUUGAACCAAAAACAACCAAAGUGAAGUAUAAGGGUCAAGUCGUCAGGAAAUCACGUAAAUCCCACAGGAGCUCUGUUGAUCACACUGGUGGCAAGAAACGUAUAUCGUCCAAAUCUCCCUCUAGCAAAACUGGCUCAAGCGAAAUCAGCGCUGGACACGGAAAUCGGGAGGAUGAAAAUGAG
Dicrocoelium dendriticum is the source of this 1416-nucleotide messenger RNA. The record is from the annotation of a GenBank genome assembly. Lineage: Eukaryota; Metazoa; Platyhelminthes; Trematoda; Plagiorchiida; Dicrocoeliidae.